Messenger RNA from Dioszegia hungarica, 1293 nucleotides. RefSeq names its product putative nucleosome assembly protein I. Lineage: Eukaryota; Fungi; Basidiomycota; Tremellomycetes; Tremellales; Bulleribasidiaceae. Gene Ontology annotation, molecular function: chromatin binding; histone binding. The record is from RefSeq and is a predicted model, not a curated record. Gene Ontology annotation, biological process: nucleosome assembly. The transcript has 7 exons. Bases 1 to 1293 code for a protein of 430 amino acids. Gene Ontology annotation, cellular component: chromatin; nucleus.
AUGUCAAGCUCACAGAAUAUUAAGGGAAGGGACCACUCCACCGACCCCGCGCCCACCCCGCAGAACUCUUUGGUCAAUGAUGCCGUCCUCAGCAGUCGGCCGGCGAAAAAUCUGGGCAAGCCGACCGUCGAGGAUAUCGGAGAGGGGGAGGAUGAGGAUGAUGCGGAUGAGGGGAACGCGGGCAUGAACCCGGCGAGUCUGUUGGCGAAUAACCCCGCCCUCCUCGCUCUGGCCCAGAACAAGUUCGCCUCCCUCAUCGGCCAGUCGUCGGGCUACAUCGAGUCCCUGCCCCCAGCCGUCCGUCGCCGGAUUGACGGGCUGAAGGGUGUCCAGGCUCAACACUCCAAGAUUGAGUCUGAGUUCCAGAUGGCCAUUCUCGAUUUGGAGAAGAAGUUCCUCUCCAAGUUUUCGCCCCUGUACGAGCGCCGUGCCGAGAUUAUCGCCGGAAAGGCCGAGCCUACGGACACGGAGGUUGCCGAGGGCAAAGCGGCCGACUCUGACGCCGAGUCGGACGAUGAUGAUGACGACGAGGGCGGAGCCAAGAUCACCGAGGUGGACGAUGAGGGCAAGGACAAGGUGGAUGAGAGCGGAGAGAAGGGUAUUCCCGAGUUCUGGUUGACGGCGCUGAGGACCCACCCGGCCGUCAAUGAGACGAUUGAGGAUCACGACGAGGAGGCACUCAAGUCGAUGCUCAAUGUCCGACUGUCCUACCUCGACGACAAGCCCGGAUUCAAGCUCCACUUUACGUUUGGGCCGAACGACUUCUUUGAGGAUACCGAGAUGACCAAGACGUACUACUACCAGGAGCAAGUCGGGUACGGGGGUGACUUUGUGUAUGACCGCGCGAUCGGUCACGAGAUCAAGUGGAAGGGCGACAAGGACCUCACCAAGAAGGUCGAGAUCAAGAAGCAGCGCAACAAGUCGACCGGCCGCACCCGGACCAUCAAGAAGGACGUCCCCCAAGAGUCCUUUUUCAACUUUUUCAAGCCCCCUCAGCCCCCAACCGAGGACAUUCUCAAACGCGAGGAUAUCGACGAGGACGAGCUCGAGGAGCUCGACGGCAAGCUCGAGCUCGACUAUCAGCUCGGCGAGGAGUUCAAGGAGAAGAUUAUCCCGCGCGCGGUCGACUACUUUACGGGCCGGGCGUUAAGGUACGAUGGGGACUUUGAGGAUGAGGAUGAGGAGGACGAUUUUGAGGAUGAUGAUGAGGGGUUUGAUGAUGAGGAUGAUGAGCAGGACGACGAAGGGGCUCCAGCGCCCGCCGCCGGUCAGGAAGAGUGCAAGCAGCAGUAG